AUGCUCACUCUUAAUCAAAGCUUUGCUUCAACUUGCACAUUUGCGGUUAUCAUCCGCCUAUUGAUGCUGCUUUAUGGCGAAUGGCAAGACGCACAUUUACAAGUGAAAUAUACCGACAUAGACUAUAAAGUACUCACUGAUGCAGCGCGUUAUGUAACCAUUGGUGAAAGUCCAUAUCAGCGGGCUACUUAUCGCUAUACACCCUUAUUAGCCUUCUUACUGACACCAAAUAUAUACGUCCACAAGUCUUUUGGCAAAGUUUUAUUUGUUCUUGCAGAUAUACUCAUUGGCGUUUUAAUAUACAAGAUACUCCGCUUACGUGGUCUACCAGAACUAGACGCAGUCACUUAUUCGGCAUAUUGGCUAUAUAACCCGAUGGUUGCCAACAUAUCCACACGUGGAAGUGCUGAAUCCCUGAUCGGUGCACUGGUCCUUUCCACGCUUUAUCUAAUUACUACUAAACGCUUUUACGCAGCGAGCGUGAUGUUUGGUCUAUCUGUCCAUUUCAAGAUCUAUCCGAUCAUAUAUUCGGUACCUUUGCUAAUGUUAUUGGAUGAUGAGGAUUAUUGGGGGAUACCGUGGAAGGGUAAGGAGAAAGUUCAUGAUACUUGGACCGUCAAGCACUGGACAGGCAAGAUUGCUCGAUUUGUGACUCCGACACGUGUUUGGUUUGGGGUUAUUAGUGGUGGCGUAUUUUUGUAUAGACGCUCAGAGUUUGAACUACCUUCUGAUCCUAUUAUAAAUCAUCAAUCAUCAAUUGCACGCGAUCAUUUAAAUCAUUAUCCCCGACACAUAACCCAAAGCUAUUCUCAAGACUUUCUAAGAGAAACGUAUUUUUAUCAUGUUGUACGCAAGGACCAUCGGCAUAAUUUCUCUCUCUGGUUCUAUUACAUCUAUCUCUCCUAUACCGAGCCUCAUGGGACAUUCCUUGGAAUUGCAACAUUUAUACCACAGUUCUGGCUGACGUUUCUAUUAGGCGCUGCCUUUGGUAAAGAUUUAUUCUUUGCUUGUUUCAUACAAACUUUUGCAUUUGUGACAUAUCAGAAAGUUUGCACUUCACAGUAUUUCAUGUGGUAUACAUGUCUUUUACCACUAAUUCUUCCAUCAACGUCGAUCACCUUUAAAUACAAAGGCUUCAUGUUACUUCUCGCGUGGGUUGUUAGUCAGGCACUAUGGCUAAAUGAAGCUUACAAGUUGGAAUUCCUUGGACAGAAUACGUUCUUUGCUAUAUGGAAAGCGAGUCUGCUAUUCUUUGCUUCUAAUUUGUGGAUAUUGAAGGAACUAACAUCUAAGCAUAAGUUUGAAUCAGUGUUUGAAUUGGGCAAGGUUAGGAAGAUAUGGGAAAGGAGAAGUCGCAUUAUGGAUGAGACCAUGGAAAGGGAGAGUUUAAUGUGA
Molecule: messenger RNA, 1395 nt
Organism: Paraglomus brasilianum
Lineage: Eukaryota; Fungi; Glomeromycota; Glomeromycetes; Paraglomerales; Paraglomeraceae
Source: the annotation of a GenBank genome assembly